CUGGCGGGAAAUAAACAUGGAGGUGGACAUGGAAGAAGCUCCUAGCGGGCAGACAGGGGUUAAAGAGCAGCCAGCCCCGGGCGGCAAAGGACCCGCCGGCACCUAUGAGCUGCCCUGGGUGGAGAAAUACAGACCUUUGAAGUUAAAUGAAAUAGUUGGAAAUGAAGAAACUGUCAGUCGGUUAGAGGUAUUUGCCAGGGAAGGAAAUGUUCCAAACAUCAUAAUUGCAGGUCCUCCUGGAACCGGCAAGACCACAAGCAUAUUGUGUCUGGCCCGUGCACUCCUGGGAUCAGCACUAAAAGAUGCAGUGCUAGAGCUCAAUGCUUCAAAUGAUCGAGGCAUUGAUGUAGUGAGAAACAAAAUAAAAAUGUUUGCACAGCAGAAAGUAACUCUUCCAAAAGGCCGACAUAAAAUAAUCAUCUUGGAUGAAGCAGACAGUAUGACAGAUGGAGCUCAGCAAGCAUUAAGAAGAACAAUGGAAAUUUAUUCCAAGACAACACGCUUUGCUCUUGCAUGCAAUGCUUCAGACAAAAUUAUAGAACCCAUCCAAUCUCGUUGUGCUGUACUUCGCUACACAAAACUGACAGAUGCACAGGUUCUCGCAAGGUUGAUGACUGUUGUGGAGAAGGAAAAUGUUCAGUGUACUGAUGAUGGCUUAGAAGCCAUUGUGUUCACUGCACAAGGUGAUAUGAGACAGGCAUUGAAUAACGUGCAAUCUACACAUGCCGGGUUUGGCUCUGUUAACAGUACUAAUGUGUUUAAGGUAUGUGAUGAACCUCAUCCAUUACUGGUGAAAGAAAUGUUACAGCACUGUGUGAAUGCAAAUAUAGAUGAAGCAUAUAAGAUAGUGGCUCAUCUGUGGAAACUUGGGUAUUCUCCUGAAGAUAUCAUAGGCAAUAUUUUCAGAGUGUGCAAGACUUUUCAAAUGCCUGAAUACCUCAAGCUGGAAUUUAUAAAGGAAAUUGGUUACACACACAUGAAAGUAGCUGAAGGCGUCAACUCUCUCUUACAAAUGGCUGGACUUCUAGCUCGACUUUGUCAGAAGACUGCAACAACGUCAAGAUGAAAUGCAUAGUGGAGCAGUAUUUCUCUACAUUUUUGUCUUUUGCUGGGUUUUUUGUUCUUCCACAUUGCAUUACUU
This is a messenger RNA of Pelobates fuscus (common spadefoot toad), 1141 nucleotides long. RefSeq names its product replication factor C subunit 2 (gene RFC2). Bases 17 to 1066 code for a protein of 349 amino acids. Gene Ontology annotation, molecular function: DNA binding; ATP binding; ATP hydrolysis activity. The transcript is spliced from 11 exons. Gene Ontology annotation, biological process: DNA repair; DNA-templated DNA replication. Gene Ontology annotation, cellular component: nucleus; DNA replication factor C complex. NCBI's taxonomy places the organism in Eukaryota, Metazoa, Chordata, Amphibia, Anura, Pelobatidae. The record is from RefSeq and is a predicted model, not a curated record.